Moneuplotes crassus is the source of this 1415-nucleotide messenger RNA. The record is from the annotation of a GenBank genome assembly. Lineage: Eukaryota; Ciliophora; Spirotrichea; Euplotida; Euplotidae.
CUGCCUUCUUUAAUGGAAGUCUUAAAUUUUUGGCUAAAAUUUUGACUAUGUACGAAGGACAUGAUACUUAUACCUCUUACACUCUUUCUCUGACAAUAAAGAUGGUUACUACGUUAUAUAUUAAUACUGCGAUCAUUCCUCUUUGAGUGAAUUAUGAAGAGAAGUUUUGGUUUUCAGGAACAGGGCUUAUUGCGGAUAUCUUUUACAAUACACUUGCGAUUUGAUUCUUAUCACCAUUGAUGUAUUUAUUUGAUCCAUUCUGUUUACUAAAAACCUGAAAACGAUGGAAAGAAAAUAAAAAGGGUGAAAAAUCCAAAUUAACACAAAGGCAGUUCAACGAGCUCUUUGAAGGACAAGAGAUGAGCCUUGAAAGCAAAUAUACUUCAGCUUUCUUGAUUCUCUUAGUUUGCUGAACUUAUACGGUUCUACUUCCUAUCCUGCCUCUCAUCUGCUGAAUAGGUAUCAUUUAUCAAUAUUGCAUUGUGAAAUGGAUCCUUGUCAAAAAGAAUAAGAGGCCGAAAGAAAUAGGUUAUUUUAUGGAUAUCAGUGCAUCCAACAUAUUCAUUGUAGUGAUUCUAAUCAAUGGGAUUAGUGUCUGGUAUUUCUUAACUCGUUUAUCUGAUGGCAAGAACUUAUUGGCAUACAUCCCAUUUAUUGUUGCUGGUAUUUCCGUUAUCCUGCCGUUUAAUUAUCUUGAGAAAAAGUUUAAAAUUUAUGAUGUUGAGGAUGAUGAUAACAUAACUUGGAAUUCAGUAAUCAACUUUCCUUUAAAUUAUAAAAAUUGUAAUCCAGCUUUAUCUGACGGUGGCUUAACUGAAACAAGUUCUACUCCUGAGUCUGAAGAUUCUUCAAUAAGUGAAAAGGAACCUCAAAAUAGACUUAGAAAAUUAAACUUAUGAGGAGUUACAAACUAUCUUCUAAGAGAAAAGAACAAUAUAGAUCAAAUAAUUUGGGAUGAUCUUGGAGCUGCUACAGAACAAAUCCUUGCCAGAAACCAACUUAAAAACUCAGUUUUACUAAAAACGAUCAAGACCCAAAACCUCUCCCAAGCGGCCGAAACCUUCCAAAACAAGAUAUCCCGAACUCAAGGUAUCCUAGACCCCCGCACACAACUAUCCAGAAUAAACUCCAAAACCACCUCCAAAAAAACCAUAAAAUCCCUCCAAAACAGCAACCUGAUCCAUUUCUCCCGCUUCUCCAAAGAAAUACAGCCAAGUCUCGCCCCAGCCAAAAACCAGAACAAAAGUUACUCCAGAGGACUCUCGACCAGCCAAGUCUUAGUACAAGACUUCGACCAAGAGAGCCAGAGUAGUCAGAGAGAGGAGAACAAGGACGAAGAGUCUAGUGCUAGAGAGGGCGAAUGAGGAAUGGUGCUGUCCACAGAUGAGAAUUUAGUGAAACAUAAGCAUUGUUAA